This is a messenger RNA of Catharus ustulatus (Swainson's thrush), 1007 nucleotides long. It is a transcript of the gene NOL7, whose product is annotated as nucleolar protein 7. Gene Ontology annotation, molecular function: RNA binding. Gene Ontology annotation, cellular component: nucleus. The transcript has 8 exons. The record is from RefSeq and is a predicted model, not a curated record. The coding region runs from base 1 to 738 and encodes 245 amino acids. Lineage: Eukaryota; Metazoa; Chordata; Aves; Passeriformes; Turdidae.
AUGGCGCGCCGGCAGAAGGGGAAGGCGGCGGCCGCGGGCAAGCGCAGGGCUCCCGCCGCGCUGCCCAGCCCGGCCUCCUCCUCGGAGGACGAGGCGGACGAGGCCCCGGAGGAGGUGCCCUUCGGCGUGGCGAGGGAGGCGGCCGAGGCCGAGCGGAAGCUCGUGGGGGAGGCGGCCCGGAGGCACCGGGAGCUGCUGAAGGAGAAGCGGCGGCGGCACCAGGAGCUGUUCGCGGAGCAGAAGAAGCGCAAGCUGCUGCCCGAGGCCGUGCUGCAGGAGCUGCAGGAGCUGCAGGAGCUGCAGGAUGUGUCCGCGCGGCCCGCUGAGCAGGCUGUGGCAGAUGACUCAGUCACUCUAGAUGAAGAACUUGAAGCUGAGGCUGUACAGCUGGACCAAGGCCAGGCUGAGAGCCAAGACCAAGUCGAAGUGCAGGAGAAAAAAGGCAAGAAGAGCAAGGGUGCCAGGACAAAAGGGAACUACAUGGCUGUGUGCUUGAAAGACCACAGUGUAACAGGCCUCCACCAACAGCUCGCCAAAGACUUCCUAAAUGCUCAGCUCUAUGGGCCACACACCAACCGUGUCCAGGCAAAUGAAUUUUUUUCCCUUGCAAACAAGAAAGACCCAGUCAAAAAAGCUGCAGUUCAGUUUGUGGACAAGUCUUGGGGGAAAGAUAAAAAGGAAAAAGCAGAAAGGUUUAAGAAACGUUGGCUGGCAACACAGAUCAAAAACGGACUCUGAAGACAGCUUUUUCAGAAGAUGCUGCUGAGGACUUUUACCACAGCACAGGUGUUCUUUCCCCCUUCAUCAUCACUUUGCUUUCAGUUCCAGGCACAGAGCUGUGCCUGCUCAGACUUCCCCAUUCUUUCCUCUCCCCUUUUCAGAAGUUCUUGGGGAAGCUACAGAGCAGCCAGGCCAGUGUUGUAGAACUGCUGGUGCUAGGACCAGGCUUGCUGAGCUGCCUCCAUGAGGCAAUACCUUUGCAGACAAUAAAGAUGAGCAAUGUUGUA